Messenger RNA from Tricharina praecox, 1401 nucleotides. Its product is annotated as short chain dehydrogenase/reductase. The coding region runs from base 55 to 1056 and encodes 333 amino acids. The transcript has a single exon. Lineage: Eukaryota; Fungi; Ascomycota; Pezizomycetes; Pezizales; Pyronemataceae. The record is from RefSeq and is a predicted model, not a curated record.
CCCUCCAGUGUGUACUUAUACCCCUCUUCGUUUCCGCUUCCUUCGUCGCUAUCAAUGAACUUCGUAUUCCGUCUCUCGAGCUCACUGCGUCCAACCCUUACCAAAAACUUCACAAAACCCACGACCACUGCAUUCUCCAGAAAAAUGUCAAACGCCGCCGGAACACCUGGGGCCGACCGCCUGACCGCCAACCACCUCUUCUCCUUCCCCCAGACAUACGUCGCCGUCGUUACCGGAGGCGCCACCGGAAUCGGCUUGAUGAUCACGCAGGCGCUGGCCACGAACGGUGCAAAGGUGUACAUCACUGGCCGACGCGAGAAAGACCUUGAGAACGUGGCGAAGCGGUAUCCCGGCAAGAUCAUUCCCGUGGCGGCCGAUAUCACCGAUGAGGCGUCCGUCCAGAAGCUAGUGGCCGAGGUCGGAAAGAACGAGCCGAAAGGCAUCCACCUGCUCGUCAACAACGCCGGUGUUGCGAAGGAAAAGCAGACGACCUCCUUCUCCACCGCCGACGUUGACUUCAAGAAUGCCGACAGUCUCGCGAAGCACCUGGCGAAGGCCACGCGCGAGAGCUGGGCCGAGACUUUCGAAACGAACGUGACGGCGCAGUACUUCACCUCGGUCGCUUUCGUCCCCCUGCUCGCUGCGGGAACGAAAAACACCCCCGGUUAUUCCAGCAGCAUCGUCAACAUCGCAUCCAUCAGCGGCGUGAUGAAGAACAGCAGCAGGGGGCAGUUCGCUUAUGCGGCUAGCAAAGCUGCGUUCUUGCAACUCACACGGAAUCUGGCGACCACGUUGAAGGAAAUCAAGGUUAGGGUCAACUCGAUCGCGCCUGGCAUCUUCCCGAGCGAGAUGACGGCGGAUUCGAGUGACGAGGCGGGAAAGAGUUCGCUUGAGGGUACUGGGAAGGCGGAUGGGAUCCCGGCUGGCCGCACGGGAAGUGAACAGGACAUGGCUGCAGCAAUCCUGUACCUGGCCGGCCCUGGUGGAGUGUUCGUGAACGGGCUGACCGUUUAUGUGGACGGUGGAAACCUCCUUACUGCUCCGUCUGUUGCAUAAAGGGUUAGAGGAAGAAUUUCAGGGCACCUUGUACUAUAAUCUUAGGCGGAGACGUGGUUGCAAUAGGAAUAAGUUUGAAAAGCUUCCAGCAUGGCUGAGUGAGAUGUGUAGGGGUGGGCGUCUGGCGUGUUUAGGGCCAUUAUCGUGAAAGGUUCAUAAGACUGUGACGCCCGCCGAAGGAGAAGGAUGCAAUGCGGAAGAUGGAUUGUUUGAAGAACUGGAGACCAUGUAAUGUAGUCAUGGUUUGAGAAUCGCACGAACCUAAUAGCAAAGCCACUGACGGCAGUUACAUAUCACCGAUAUAAAGCACUUGAGGUAACCAUGGUGCCAACAUCUCAAUCGCCG